ACGCCAAAAUCUCCGGGGGCCUUUUGCACGUUGUCUCACCGGUGAAGUUGCUGAUAUCUGACCUUAGGAUUUUGUGAUGAACAACAUGGCUUAGUCUUGUGUUGUGUGCCAUCAUGAAUACUUUGUACCUUUGGCUCGCAGUUUACAUGGUCGGUCAGUGGAGAUGAGACCCUUCCUGGUGUUUUAAUCAUGUCUGUUCACCGCUGUGUGUAUUUACUGACGCGCGCACACGUACAGCGCAGGGCCUGUGCGAUCACAUGCAGCUCUACUGCUGUGUUUAACUCUGUUGGACAUGUGUGUGUGCCAGAGAGAUCUGGACUCUACAACUCUCCAUCUAUACGGAGAUCUGCGUCUUCGGACAGUUCAUGGAGACCCCCGGACACCUCUCUGUUCGUGCCACUCGCAAUGAAAAGCGACAUCCCAGAAGACGGAGCUGUGGGAGCGGAAUUAACGCGACCGCUGGACAAAACUGAACUACUCAAAGUGCUGAACAGAUUUUACAAAAGGAAAGAGAUGCAGAAGCUUGCUGCUGAUCAGGGGCUUGACGCUUGUCUCUUCCACCAAGCCUUUAUUAGUUUCAGGAAGUAUGUUCUGGAGAUGAACUCUAUUAAUGCUGACCUGCACAUUAUUCUUAGUGACAUCUGCUAUGGAGCAGGACACAUUGAUGAUAUUUUCCCAUACUUCAUGCGGCAUGCUAAACAGAUCUUUCCCAUGCUGGACUGCAUGGAUGACCUGCGCAAGAUUAGUGAUUUGCGUGUCCCAGCAAACUGGUAUCCUGAGGCCCGGGCUAUUCAGCGGAAGAUCAUUUUCCAUGCUGGUCCCACUAACAGCGGUAAGACCUACCACGCCAUUCAAAGAUAUAUGGAGGCAAAAUCCGGCGUUUACUGUGGACCUCUGAAGCUGCUGGCGCAUGAGAUCUUUGAAAAAAGUAACAGUGCUGGUGUGCCAUGUGAUCUGGUGACAGGAGAAGAGAGAACCUUUGUGGAUCCAGAAGGGAAACAAUCUAAUCACGUAGCGUGUACCAUUGAGAUGUGCAGCGUUACAACUCCAUAUGAAGUAGCAGUCAUCGAUGAGAUCCAAAUGAUCAGAGAUCCUGCUAGAGGAUGGGCCUGGACUAGAGCUCUGCUGGGGCUGUGUGCUGAGGAGAUCCAUGUGUGUGGAGAACCUGCAGCCAUUAGCUUUAUCACUGAACUCAUGUUCACUACUGGUGAGGAGGUUGAGGUCCGUAACUAUAAGCGUCUGACUCCGUUCUCUGUUUCGGACCAUGCGGUGGAGAAUUUAGACAACCUGAAGCCCGGUGACUGCAUCGUGUGUUUCAGUAAAAAUGACAUCUACUCAGUGAGCAGGCAGAUUGAGAUCCGAGGCUUGGAAUGUGCGGUCAUUUACGGCAGUCUGCCACCUGGUACUAAGCUGGCUCAAGCAAAAAAGUUCAAUGACCCAGACGACCCCUGUAAGAUCCUCGUAGCUACCGAUGCCAUUGGAAUGGGUUUGAACUUGAGCAUCAGGAGAAUAAUAUUUAACUCCCUGGUGAAGCCCAGCGUGAACGAGAAGGGCGAGAAAGAGAUGGACACCAUUUCCACCUCUCAGGCUCUGCAAAUCGCGGGCCGAGCAGGUCGCUUCAGUUCCAUGUUUAAAGAAGGAGAGGUGACCACCAUGCAUCGUGAUGAUCUGCCUGUACUGAAGGAGAUUCUGAGCAGAACUGUUGACCCUGUGGAGACUGCAGGUCUACAUCCCACUGCAGAACAGAUAGAGAUGUUUGCUUAUCACCUUCCUGAAGCGACGCUCUCCAAUCUCAUUGAUAUAUUCGUGAGCCUCUCGCAAGUAGAUGGCCUUUACUUCGUCUGCAACAUCGAUGACUUUAAGUUCCUGGCUGACAUGAUCCAGCACAUUCCUCUGAACCUGCGCUCUCGCUACGUCUUCUGUACAGCACCAAUCAACAAGAAACAGCCCUUCGUUUGCACGUCGUUCCUGAAGUUUGCUAGGCAGUUCAGCAGAGACGAGCCGUUGACUUUUGCCUGGAUGUGUCGACAUGUCAACUGGCCGCUGGUCCCUCCCAAAAAUAUCAAGGACCUUGUUCACCUAGAGGCUGUGCACGAUGUGCUGGACCUCUACCUUUGGCUCAGCUAUCGCUUCAUGGACAUGUUCCCCGACGCCAGCCUCGUCCGUGAGAUCCAGCAGGAACUGGACAACAUCAUUCAGGCCGGAGUGAGAAACAUUACACGACUCAUCCGUGCCACCGAAGUGCAAGGCUCCAGUGCAGGUUCUACAGCUGAAUCAAAAACCUCCCCGCUUCCUGGACUCAGACUGAGAAAAGCUCGGGGAUCCAAAUCCAACGUUCACUUUAAACCAGACGUGAUGGGUACGGACAAUUCGCUCAGCGCACGUCUGGUUCAGGAGGGUCUGCUCACGCCAGAGCUCCUUCAGCAGCUGCAGAGAGAGUGGACAAAAGAGCAGAAAACCAGUGGACCUACAGGCAAAAAUAAGAAAAAGAAAUGAGCAUUUGGCAUCAGGCUCACUUUUUUACAUUUCUAUAGGGACUUAUUUAACAAAUAGUAUGUCGAUCUGUGUGACUGACUGAAACCUAAGCUUCAGGUUGUGGUACAUAUGUGUGAAAGACUGUGUGAGAACGUGAGUCUGCAUUGCUUCUAGGUUCAAAAUAAAACACACUACUAUUUUUUAUGAGCUUCCAUAUCCUCCCUAUGAUAAAUAAAUAAAUUUAAUUCCUCCCUGCAGCUAAUUUAAUAUAAAACGUUAUCCUAAUCUAAUGAUUUUAUUCACAGUGG
Hemibagrus wyckioides is the source of this 2783-nucleotide messenger RNA. It is a transcript of the gene supv3l1, whose product is annotated as SUV3-like helicase. Gene Ontology annotation, cellular component: mitochondrial degradosome. The transcript is spliced from 15 exons. Gene Ontology annotation, molecular function: RNA helicase activity; ATP binding; hydrolase activity, acting on acid anhydrides. Bases 190 to 2496 code for a protein of 768 amino acids. The record is from RefSeq and is a predicted model, not a curated record. Gene Ontology annotation, biological process: RNA catabolic process; mitochondrial RNA 3'-end processing. Lineage: Eukaryota; Metazoa; Chordata; Actinopteri; Siluriformes; Bagridae.